Saccostrea echinata is the source of this 1188-nucleotide messenger RNA. RefSeq names its product acetylcholine receptor subunit alpha-L1-like. Gene Ontology annotation, molecular function: neurotransmitter receptor activity; extracellular ligand-gated monoatomic ion channel activity; transmembrane signaling receptor activity. NCBI's taxonomy places the organism in Eukaryota, Metazoa, Mollusca, Bivalvia, Ostreida, Ostreidae. The transcript has a single exon. The record is from RefSeq and is a predicted model, not a curated record. Gene Ontology annotation, biological process: chemical synaptic transmission; nervous system process; signal transduction. Gene Ontology annotation, cellular component: neuron projection; membrane; synapse. Bases 1 to 1188 code for a protein of 395 amino acids.
AUGGCAAAGUUGCUUUUGUUCUUGCUUGCGACAUUUGAAUCCCUCAACAACUUAUGUUCUGCAACUAACAGAUCACAACUUUUCAAAGAUAUUUUAGACAGUCAUGAAGUUCGUGUGGCACCUUUUGAUACGGUCAACGACAGGAUUGUUUUAUCAAUAACUAUAAAUCUUAUGUCAAUUCGUAAAGUGAACGAGAAGGAGCAGACAUUUUCAGCCUCUUUUUGGAUUUCAAUGUCAUGGGGAGAUUACCGUUUUAUGUGGGAUUCAACUUCUUACAAAGGAAUUACCGAACUGCAAACAACCUCAAAGUAUGUGUGGAUACCAAGCUCAAUUUGUAUCUUCAAUGACGUCACGGAUAAGAAAUGUUUAACAGAGGAGAAACCCAUUACAAUACAUAACACCGGAUACCUUGUUUAUACAACAUCAAGAGAAAGCAUUACACAAUGUAAAAUAGAUAUUAAAAAAUACCCUUUUGACUCACAAGUCUGCUCACUGUACUUUGGAAAUUUUUUCACCAGUUCCGAAUUCAUAGAUCUAGGAACGAAAUACUCCUCAUAUAGCUUGACCUACUAUGAACAAAACGAAGAAUGGAACGUAGAUGACUUCGGCGUAACAUCAAUGAAUAAUCAGCUGGCAUUCAGUUUGAGUCUCAAGCGGAAACCGGAAUUCAUUGUUUUGACCGUCCUUCUUCCAGUAAUUAUUCUCUCCGUUCUAAAUAUUUUUGCAUUUGUGUUGCCAAUAGAUUCUGGUGAAAAAAUGGGUACUUCGAUGGCCAUUUUCUUAUCUUUCGCUGUGUUCUUAAGUACAAUUAACGAUACAAUGCCAAAGUCGGAUGAGAUCCCUCCGUUUACAGUCUAUCUGACCAUACAGCUGGUCGUCAGUGGACUCACUGUGGUAUUAGAGGCUGUAGUGUUACACGUUCAUUUUAGUUCCUGUGAAAAUGAAAACAAAUCUGAUAACAAAAUUGUACCCGCGGAUUUAUUAGAUAUGAAGGAUACUGAUCAUAAAAUAGUUCCUGCGGAUUUGGAUGUUAAGGACACAUUGUCUCAAAAGGAUAAAAGUAUAAAGAAUUUAAUUAAUUUUGUAAAAACAAAAAUAACAGCCAAAUGUUUGGACCGAAUAUUCAUGAUACUUGUAAUUUUGGUGGAUGUUAUUUCACUAAUAGUGUUCAUUUCACAAACACAAUAA